Messenger RNA from Hydatigera taeniaeformis, 396 nucleotides. The record is from the annotation of a GenBank genome assembly. NCBI's taxonomy places the organism in Eukaryota, Metazoa, Platyhelminthes, Cestoda, Cyclophyllidea, Taeniidae.
AUGCAAAUCCUUUGCGGAGGUGUUGAUUUUCCACCUCUCAGUGCACUCUAUCAGACCAACCAAAUGGUUUGCGAUAAAGCCGACACUGAAAAGCUACCGAUAACUCCAUCUCCCUCCCAUUUCCUCUCUCCCUCUCUCUCUAGCGCCCUCUGCCGCUCUGCCAACUGUCGAGAUCUGCCUCCUCAGCGCUACUGUCUAGGGAAAGUGCAAUCAGAAGGCAUUACAGAAUCCCCCAAGUCGAUCAAAAUUCUUGUCAUGGCGAGACUGGAAACGGUCUCACGAUGCUAUCACAAAGCUUAUCUUUUAGCUGAUCUGAGCUGCCUCCUCAUCAACCACUCCCACAUUUCCUCUCUCUUUUUCUCCGAUCCCUACGGACCUUUUGACAAUGGAUUGUGA